UCGGCGGUGCGGCUGUCCCUGAUCCCAAAUAACCGCCUUCCCUCUCCUCUCCUCCUCUGUUUCUUUCUUCUUCCUUGUUGGGACAGAUUUGUUCUCUGCACAGUGCACAUCAUACCCAAACAGGCCUUGUAUUUGAUGGAGAUAAGGACAGUGAAAGUUAACAAUGUCUCCCUGGGUGCAACGGAGAAUGAUUUAAAGGAAUUCUUUUCCUUCUCCGGUGAAAUCGAAUACAUUGAAAUACAAGGGGACAACGAGAGGUCUCAGAUUGCAUAUGUUACCUUCAAGAACCCCAAAGGGGCAGAAACUUCAGUGCUUCUUUCGGGAGCAACUAUAGUUGAUCAGUCCGUUACCAUAGAACUGGCUCCAGAUUACAAGCUUCCAGCUGCUGCAGAUUCAGCACGUCCAACUGCAACAGAUAAUGUAAGUUCUGGUGGUGCUCCCCAAACCGCAGAGGAUGUUGUCAGCAGCAUGCUAGCCAAAGGCUUUGUUUUGGGAAAAGAUGCAAUCAACAAGGCAAAGGCCUUUGAUGAGAAACACCAGCUUACUUCAACUGCAACGGCCACAGUAACUUCUUUGGACCAAAAGAUUGGUUUCACUGAGAAAAUUAGUGCUGGCACAAGCAUGGUAAAUGAUAAGGUGAGGGAAAUGGAUGAAAAGUUUCAGGUUUCUGAGAAGACCAAGAAUGCGUUUUCAGCUGCAGAGCAAACGGUGAGCAGUGCUGGGUCUGCAAUCAUGAAAAACCGUUACAUACUAACUGGGACGUCGUGGGUAACCGAUGCGUAUAACAGGGCAGCCAAGGCAGCAGGUGAAGUGGGGCAGAAGACCAUGGAUAAGGUUUCAGCAGAGGAAGAGGGUGGAAAGAAAGUGGAAGGCAAUAGUACUACUCAGAUCACUCAAGUACAUUCUCCCAAGGAUGCUACCCACUAAACUAAUGUAAGUUCAAUUCUUUUAUGCGUGUUCUAUUUGUGCUAUCGUAUCAAGUUAUUUAUGUUAAGGCAAUUUGUUCUUUAGGUAAUUUACUAAAGCAAUAAGGUUGUCGAAUUGACAUGUUUCUGUUCUUCCCUUUUCAUUAAAAAAUAAAAAUUAGACAUGUUUUUCCAUCCUCAAAUCAUUUGUAUUGUUGGAAUAAGAUGAUUGAAAACUUAAACCUAAGAUGACGAGACUGCAUUUGUAUUGUGUGUGAAUCAGAUGAUUGAAAAUGGGAGUGAGGA
This is a messenger RNA of Prunus avium (sweet cherry), 1211 nucleotides long. It is a transcript of the gene BPA1, whose product is annotated as binding partner of acd11 1. Gene Ontology annotation, molecular function: RNA binding. The record is from RefSeq and is a predicted model, not a curated record. NCBI's taxonomy places the organism in Eukaryota, Viridiplantae, Streptophyta, Magnoliopsida, Rosales, Rosaceae.